AACAUGGCUACAACAACGAAUCAAUGUCGAUGCCGAUGACAACACUUAGGUUUAUUUUGGACGAUGGUCAUGCAAGCGAUUAUGAUAUAUAAUGAACUUAGGCGUCGUGCACGACAUCUUCCAAGAGCUCCUCAUACAAAUUGGAAUUCUGAAAGAGAAAUAACACUUACACGAAUGUUUGGCACGAGUGAUACAAUAUGUCGUGAUCUACUUAGGAUGAAAAUAGGUCCAUUUCAAAGAUUAUGUGCUCGUUUGCGAACUUAUGGAUUGGUUGACAGUAAAUACGUUCAAAUUGAGGAACAAGUCGCAAUUUUUUUGAAUACAGUCGGCCAUGACCAACGUAAUUGCGCUGGACGUUUUACUUUCUUUCGAUCUGGUCAAACAGUGAGCUUUUACUUUCACAAAGUCUUACAUGCUUGUCUUGGACUGUAUAGAGAUGUUGUGAUUAAUGCCACUCCUCAUAACUCGCCAUACGAAAAAGAAAAUGUCCAGCCAUGGUACUCCUUUUUUCAGGAUGCCGUGGGAGCAAUCGAUGGUACACAUAUUGCUGCGUAUGUGCCUUUAGAGGAGCAAGGUAAAUAUCGCAAUAGAAAGCAAGUGAUUUCCCAAAAUGUUUUAGUAGCUUGCACAUUUGAUAUGAAAUUUACGUACGUGCUUGCCGGUUGGGAGGGAUCCGUACAUGAUGGUCGAUUGUUACGAAGUGCAAUAUUACGCUAAGGACAUAAGCUAACAAUUCCUGUUGGUAAGUUGUGUCACUAUUUUGAAAACAUUUCUUCCACACAUAAGUUAUAAUAAUUACCUAAUGACCAUCUUAUGAACGACUCUUUCGUAGGCAAAUAUUAUCUUGUUGACGCUGGCUUCCCAUCGGUUUCGGGUUUUCUUGCACCAUACCGUAGGACUCGUUAUCAUCGUAGAGAUAUUGAAGGUCAACGUCCUGAAAGUAGUAAGGAGUUGUUCAAUUUUCGACAUUCAUCUCUACGUAAUGUUAUUGAGCGUACAAUUGGUUUGCUGAAAAAAAGAUUUGCAUAUUUGAGAAUGUGAGGGCGUGAUUGAAAACUCUGAAAAAAGAAUAUGUUGAAGUUCGUCAGUUGUUAAGUAUGAGUGGUUUUGGGUUAGAUCCUCACACUGGACGUGUCACAGCUGAUGUACUAGCUUGGGAGUAGUUGUUAAAGGGCAAACCAGAAUUUGGAAAGUGGAGGACCAAACUUUG
This is a messenger RNA of Olea europaea var. sylvestris, 1210 nucleotides long. RefSeq lists its product as uncharacterized. The record is from RefSeq and is a predicted model, not a curated record. The coding region runs from base 64 to 717 and encodes 217 amino acids. The transcript is spliced from 3 exons. Lineage: Eukaryota; Viridiplantae; Streptophyta; Magnoliopsida; Lamiales; Oleaceae.